AUGAACGACACCCACGCCAAGAGCAAUAUCAGCAAUAUCAGCGCUACCGUGGAACUGUUCCAGCUCAUCAUGUACACCCCAACAUUUACCCUGGGAUUGCUGUUCAAUGUGAUGGCUCUGUCAUUCCUGUUUUGUAAGAUUAAAAAGCUGUCAGAAUCUACAGUCUACAUGAUAGCCCUUAUUUUCCUGGAUACUUUGCUGCUGUUUACUCUUCCUUUUAAAAUAAUUUCCUACCACCUUCGGGACAACUGGAACUUGGGGUCUGUGUUUUGCUCCACCUUGGAGAGUCUUUACUUUGUAAACAUGUAUGGCAGCAUCCUCAUCUCCCUCUGCAUCUGUGUAGACCGGUACAUCGCUAUCCGGCACCCUUUCACAGCUCCCACCCUGCGAUCCACCAAGAAAGCCGCUGUGAUCUGUGCUGUCAUCUGCCUGGGCACCUCAGCUGGGACAGUCUCUACUUUCCAACUGCAUGGAGAGGGCCACAACAUCUCGUCCUGCUUCCAUAACUUCUCCAAGAGCACAUGGGAAAACACAGGCCUGUUCAGUGCCUUGGAGACUAUCUUCUUCAGCAGCAUGGCAGCCAUGACCUUCUGCACUGUUCAGACCGUCAGGUGUUUGAGAAAGCGCAGACAACGAGACAACCCCCAAACACACAUCACCAGAGCAGAGAAGAUAGUCAUGACAAACCUUGUGGCAUUUUUGGUCUGUUUCACGCCUUACCACAUGGCAUACUUGGUCUACUUUUUGGUGAAGAACAACAUCAUUCACACCAGUUUUCAGCAAGUGCUACGAGACAUUGUUCAGGUAACCCUUUGCUGGGCAAACCUGAACUGCUGUCUUGAUGGGGUGUGUUACUAUUUUGUUUUAAAGGAGUCCUUGGAAGACCCAUUACAAAACAGUGAAAAAACAGCCACGCGAAAGCCUUGA
Molecule: messenger RNA, 927 nt
Organism: Fulmarus glacialis (Northern fulmar)
Lineage: Eukaryota; Metazoa; Chordata; Aves; Procellariiformes; Procellariidae
Product: lysophosphatidic acid receptor 6-like
Exons: 1
Coding region: 1-927 (308 amino acids)
Biological process (GO): phospholipase C-activating G protein-coupled receptor signaling pathway; positive regulation of Rho protein signal transduction
Cellular component (GO): membrane
Molecular function (GO): G protein-coupled receptor activity
Source: RefSeq, a predicted model, not a curated record